UAGACAACAACACCAGCAGAUAUGACGUUCGUUAAUACUAAACAGUUGAAGUUGAUUGAGGAAUCAGUGACAAAUCAUGUCAAGUUUUAUGACAAGACAAUCAGCCAAUACCUAAAGUUGAGACAGGAGAUAUACAGCUUGUCUAAAGACAGCACUUUGCUCCAAGUGCAUCAGCUCAAGGUUGAACUUGACAAAAUAGGACAUAUAUAUCAGCUACACUUGCAAGAGUUGUCCAAUAUACUCCUGAUCAAGCCUGUAGCGCAUGCAGAUGAUAUAAAUUACCAAUAUGAACAGCUAUUGGAGAAGGAAACGCUACUUCAAGAACGAAUUAACAAUAUUCGUACCAUUCAGCAACCAAUUCUCAGCAAGAUUCAGACAUUGGUUAACAGCUUUGAACAGAAUAUUGACCUGACAAAGACAAGAUACAUUUCAAAUAGAAUGCUAAAAGAGCAAGACGAUAGAUCGAUAGAUUAUACCUCGUUGAUUGUCACCAAAGAGAAGUUGAAUAGUUUGGUUAGUGAAGUUGACAUUGACAUUGAUGUAACUAGCUAUAAAAUAUUUGAAAAGUAUUCCGACACGGAAUUCUUGUAUCGAUUAAACAAAUCUAACUUGCGAGAAUUCACCCAUGAAAUGACUGUUGAUGAUUAUGAACAGCUCAUCGAGUCGACUUUGGACCAAAUAACUACAUUGCAACAAGAGGGGGCCGCCCUUGAAUCUAGUUGGAACAACAAUGCCAACAAGAUUGAAUUGAUUAAACAUGCAUUAGAUAGUACUAUAUAGGACUUAUCAAAAUAACUGAGUCACCUCUGACAAACACCAUCUCUGUCUUCUUUGUUUCUACGUCGUCAUUACUGUCGUUAUAAAUGUAUUCUUCAGCUUCACUCAACACCAUAUUACAAUGGGAGUCGUAUCCUUGUAAUUUCCCCUUGAUUUCUCGUGCUCCUCUCAAUUUGAUUAGAACGAAUUCAUCUAAAUGGAACCUAAUGAGGUCUAAUGGCUCUUCUUUUGUGGACAUGAUGAUACUCCUUUGCUCUAAUGGUACGU
This is a messenger RNA of Spathaspora passalidarum NRRL Y-27907, 1044 nucleotides long. RefSeq lists its product as uncharacterized. NCBI's taxonomy places the organism in Eukaryota, Fungi, Ascomycota, Pichiomycetes, Serinales, Debaryomycetaceae. The transcript has a single exon. The record is from RefSeq and is a predicted model, not a curated record. The coding region runs from base 22 to 780 and encodes 252 amino acids.